Messenger RNA from Musa acuminata AAA Group (dessert banana), 1780 nucleotides. RefSeq lists its product as uncharacterized. The coding region runs from base 143 to 1531 and encodes 462 amino acids. Gene Ontology annotation, molecular function: 3'-5'-RNA exonuclease activity; zinc ion binding; nucleic acid binding. The transcript is spliced from 5 exons. NCBI's taxonomy places the organism in Eukaryota, Viridiplantae, Streptophyta, Magnoliopsida, Zingiberales, Musaceae. The record is from RefSeq and is a predicted model, not a curated record.
AGGUCGCCUCUUUUUGGCGUCUGCUGCUUGCAAAGAAACAGCAGAUCUGAGACCUGUUUGUCCACGCGGGUCUCGUCUCGCAGCGAAGAACGAGACCAAGAUUGUGGCCGCUUUCUUCCCCCGCUCGAUUCCUCUCACGCCCAUGUCGAGCGACGGGAAACAUAAUCUGUUCCGUGCUUUGGAGGGACAUGGCUUCCUCGGGAAUCAUGAUCCGGCAGCGAAAGAAAAAACAAAAGGAAUCCAUGAGGGAUUCUCAGGAUAUCCCAAGUAUAAUGCAUCUCAUUCUAACUCUCAAGAAAGUUGGAACGUCCUGCCGGAGCCAAAAGAUGAAAAGGGUGUGCCUGUUUGUGAUUCUGCGAAAGCAAAUUACUCAAUCUUGGAGCCUUAUGCAAUAUUAAAUAAAGGUUACGGUGCAUCACUCUACAAACAGGAAGCAUUUGUACAGCCACCUGAUUUUGUAAUGUGGCAGCAAGUCCAAUUGAGUGCCUCUGAGAACAAUAUUUAUCCAAUAAUCCAUUAUUAUUCAAUUCCUGUUGAAAGUGGAUGCAGUUACAUGCCACCAGUCAAGAUGUUUCCUCAUGCUCACCAACAUAAAGUUCAAAUUCAAGAAUUUCAGUACUUUGUAGUUAUUGACUUUGAGGCCACAUGUGACAAAGACAGGAAGUUACAUCCUCAGGAGAUCAUUGAGUUUCCAUCUGUCUUGGUUAACAGUGCAACUGGUCAACUAGAAGCUGUUUUUCAAACAUACGUGAGGCCUGCAUAUCAUAAACAUCUCACUGAUUACUGCAAGCAACUCACCGGGAUCCAACAAUUUCGGGUUAUUAUGAAUUUAUCUCACAGCAUACAGCUCUAUUACAUGUUUUUGUUAUUCUUCAUUUCUCAACAUAUGGUAGACAGAGGAGUUCUUCUAAGUGAAGCUCUAAUCAUGCAUGAUAAAUGGUUGGAAAGUAAAGGAAUUAAGCACAAAACGUUUGCUGUAGUAACAUGGGGUGACUGGGAUUGCUGUGUUAUUUUAGAAUCUGAAUGCAAAUUAAAAAGGAUCAGAAAGCCUGCUUACUUUAACAGGUGGAUCAACUUAAAGGUUCCAUUUCAGGAAAUGUUUCAAGGCAUCCGCUGCGGUCUCAAGGAUGCUGUCGAGCAUGUUGGCUUGACGUGGGAGGGCCGUGCACACUGUGGUCUUGAUGACGCCCGUAACACUGCCCGCCUCCUGGUUCAUCUCAUGGAUAUGGGCUUCAAGUUCUCCAUCACCAAGUCAUUAGAGUCGCAAUCUAUGGAUGUUCCCAUGAAAUACAAGGCAUCCUGUGAUUUCUUGUUGGAUCGAUCUGAACACACUCGAGAGCCUAAAGAAGUGUUUGGCACGCCUGUCCAGAUUCAUCCUUUCAUGGACUCCACUGGGAAGGAGAAGCAUACCUACUGUUACUGUGGGGUGUUGAGUAGCAAGUCUGUCGUCCGCAAGCCUGGACCAAACCAAGGUAGAUGCUUCUUUGGGUGUGGGAAUUGGACCGCAGCUAGGCGUGCUGUCUGCAACUAAUGGGCUUCUCCUUGACGAGGGGCAUCUCUUCGCUUGAUGCUUAGAAGGCAAUUUCCUUACAAAAAGAAGCUUUGGAAUGUGAGUUGAUACUGGAACUUGAAGCAAUGAGGUAUUGGUGCUUGCCUAGUGUUUGUUUCAUGUACAUCCAUAUAUGUAUAUUGAACUCUUGCGUGUGCCGAUGACAAAGUCUCUAGGUAGUAUCUAACCUUUGAAUAUUGACUAACUUGUUAAUAGAAACUACUUUGUACA